AUGAGGCUGUUUAUGUUAGGCUUCGCAGUCUCCUAUAUUCUGCCAUGCCUCGUCCGUGGCCAAGGGAGCGAGAACCAAUCGCACAAUUCUUGGCCCAUCCAGUCCUUCAAGUCCAGCAGCGCCCGCCCGCCCAGCCUCCUCGUCGAAAAGACGGGCAAAACCGAGUCCGGACUACUUUCCUUCUCACCAUUCGGGUGGAAGUGUCAAGAAUGUAGCUCCUUCGUCAUAAUCUCGGAUGAAAAUGAACUAAUUUGGCAAUCGGCAUUGGGGACGUUUUCCUCAUUCAACCCUCAAACUCUGUAUGGCAAUCAAGUCCUCGUUUACUGGACUGGCACUAUUCUCCCACGACCCUGGGGUAUGGGCAUUGGGCAGAUUGAGAUACUGGACAGCACAUAUAACAACAUUUACACGGUUUCCAUUUCUGGGAAAGAGCAGAAUCUUGUGCCAGCGGCUGGGUUAGACGCAAGCAAGCUUCCAUCGUUUAUUGACAUACAUGAGGGUACCAUCACUCCUGAGAACACUAUACUAGUAACGGCCUAUAAUACCACAGAGUACGACUUGACGGCGUUUGGCGGGCCGGCAGAUGGAUGGAUGCACGAUUGCGUGUUGUACGAAUUGGACAUCAAGACGAAUAGGGUGCUUCAUCGGUGGAGCGCAUUGGAGCAUAUUGAUGCGUAUGCGGUGCCGUAUGGUGAUUUGAAGUAUCCGCUCGGGGAUAUGGGGAGGAAUAGGACGCACCCGUAUGACUUUACGCAUAUCAACUCUGUUGAUAAGUUUCGCGAUGGGUCGUAUUUGAUCUCGUCGAGGCAUACGUGUGCUGUGUAUCGUGUUGCAGCGGAUGGCACGAUACUUUGGGUACUGCAAGGGCAAGGUGGCAAAAGCAGCUUUGUUCACAGGCCCGGCGUGUCCUUUUGUUUCCAGCACGACGCACGCAUCUACAGAGACUCUGGUACAAUCAUCACCAUAUCACUGUUCAACAACGACAACGACUUUGGGACGCCUCCCCGAGUAUCCACAGCGCUCUUCAUAACUCUGGAUACAGUUCAGAUGACAGCCGUUGUGGAGAGGGAGCUGACAGACCCUACGGAGAGUCUCUUCAGUCCGGCCAUGGGCAAUGUGCAGCCAUUGCCACACGGUAACAGCCUUGUCGGUUACGGAUUUCUUCCAUACCUGAAAGAAUAUGAUGCGGCGGGCAAUGUCGUCAUGAGAGUUCAAUGGGGCUACAUCAAUGCGGCAUCGGCGUAUCGAGCUUCUAGAACUAAGUGGAUUGGCAAGCCUACGACUCCGCCGGCGGUGUAUGCGUGCUACGACGGGAGGAAUACGCAGGUUUUUAUGAGUUGGAAUGGGUCGACGGAGCACAAAUCUUGGAGCGUGAUGGCCGGCGAUGAACCGUGGCGGAUGGCGAAGCGUAAGAGGGUACCGUCUUCUGGCUUUGAGACUAUGUGUGAAGUUAUCGGUGGGCUUCGAUAUGUGCAAGUUGAACCGGAGGGGGAUAACGUGUCGCCUGUCAAUUCAAGUAUUGUCAAGGUCGUCAAUUGCUAA
Molecule: messenger RNA, 1542 nt
Organism: Pochonia chlamydosporia 170
Lineage: Eukaryota; Fungi; Ascomycota; Sordariomycetes; Hypocreales; Clavicipitaceae
Product: arylsulfotransferase protein
Exons: 2
Coding region: 1-1542 (513 amino acids)
Source: RefSeq, a predicted model, not a curated record